Enterospora canceri is the source of this 1017-nucleotide messenger RNA. The record is from the annotation of a GenBank genome assembly. NCBI's taxonomy places the organism in Eukaryota, Fungi, Microsporidia, Enterocytozoonidae.
AUGAUGUUAGUUGUUUGGUCAUGGAUGAUUCAUUUGCUUGAUGUAAAGUGUGAUGAACACGCAAAUUACCAGAAACUCAAGAGUGAAUACGAUAAGUUAAAAACUGCUGAUACAAUGAGCCCCUCCAAAAAAUAUCGUGAUAAGGUGGUGAUAUUUCCUGAUGUCAAAUGGAAUGACAGUAUUGUUAAAAUUGAGUUGACAGAGAUAAACAACAUUGACAAUAACAUAAAAACGGUUAAUGAGUUAAGAACAAAUACUUCUCUGAUAAACAUGAUAAAGAAUAGAGUUAUCAGGUUCCUGACAACUAGCGCGUAUCAAGAGAACUCAAAUAAGGCUGACAUCAUGAACUUCUUUACUACUGACCGCUGUACUGUAAAGGGAUUCGAGGCAGCCAUAACGCAACUAAACGCAUCGAUAAAAGGAAUAAAAGAAGGAGAUGUAGUAACGCGAUUUAUGCAGGAAGAAGCAGCAAAGGCAAUAAUCAAAUUGGGAAAGGAUUGCAAGUUAACAGCAAAUGAAAAGAAAGAAGAACUGGAAAGACAUUUCCUGCGACUACCGUAUUUAAAGAAAUUUUGUGAUGAAAUUGAUAACACGAGCGAAGUCAUUACUUAUAUGUAUAUGACAUUUACAAUUGGGAACAAAAUGAUGAAGUCGGAGAUAAUAACAGUAACAAGAAAGGAAGGAAAAAUACAAGCGAUGCAUGACCUGGAAGAGUAUGAGAUGAAAAUAACACCAAAAAGGGCAGCAACAAUAGAAGAACCACCUAAAAAGAAAGAAAAAUUAAAGAAGAAAGAAACAAGAGUAAAGCCACAACAAAAGAAAAAAACACCAAAGAAAAAAACAUCAAAAAAGAAAGAAACAUCAAAGAAGAAAGAAACAUCAAAGGAAGAAACAUCAAAGAAGAGCAAAAUAUUCAUGACCAUUAUAUUGGUUGCUAUGGGUAUAGCGAUAUUGUCAGUAGGAACAUUAAUAUUGAUUAAGAAAAGAAAAAUCACAGAAGUACCAGUGGACCUUUGA